This is a messenger RNA of Candidula unifasciata, 435 nucleotides long. The record is from the annotation of a GenBank genome assembly. Lineage: Eukaryota; Metazoa; Mollusca; Gastropoda; Stylommatophora; Geomitridae.
AUGUUUAUCAUACAGGCCAAUGAAAGUGUUCCUUGUAGUCCGUUCCCUGUUGUUCCUGGCCAUCAAAAGUCCGAGUUAUGUAAUCUGACGUUGGAAAACGGCUCCCCUUGGUUUUGUGGUCGCCCCAGCAAACGGGAACUCAAUUGUUCAGAUUAUAAAAGUAUCAGUUAUUCCAGACUGGACAUUGCUAUGCCAUCUGGUAAAUUGUUCACUAAAAUGAAUUUUCUCCAAUUAUGUUCUCCAACCUUGACAGCAAAGUCUGGUCUCACAAGACUACCAGACCCGAAUGUUCCCUGCAAUAAAGUGUCUCCAAGAUCUACCUGGCAUUUGUCGGAACCAACUGGAUACUUUUACCACAAAGUCUGGAAACCGUUUUUGUGUUUUGUCCCUGACAAGGUGGAGCAGCUUGAUGAGUCGUGUCUGAGGAAUGUUCAU